This is a messenger RNA of Penicillium antarcticum, 522 nucleotides long. Its product is annotated as SNF2 family N-terminal domain protein. Bases 1 to 522 code for a protein of 173 amino acids. The record is from RefSeq and is a predicted model, not a curated record. Lineage: Eukaryota; Fungi; Ascomycota; Eurotiomycetes; Eurotiales; Aspergillaceae. The transcript has a single exon.
AUGGCCACCCUCCUACUUCUGGACCGCAUCUCGAAGAGGUGUGACCUACUGAUUACUGGGCCGCCGCAAGGUCACCAGAUCGCCUACCAAGGGAUGCUACAGUCCAUCACCUAUGACUUCGCCAAGAUACGUGAGGUGGUCGACACUGCCGAACGGAAAAGAUCGGGGACCUUGAGCAAGAAUCUUGUUUUCAGCGAGUGUGCCGUGGUAGCCAUGGUGGCUUGGCUCGAACUAAAUGUACAAUUCCCACAGUUGUAUCUCAAGUUGAUCACGGCCACUAUCUCCCACCGAGAUGAGCAUACCCGCAGCUUCAAGUAUUACGCCACUGUUGAGACAUAUCACGUCCAGACUAUCGAGAGCCGUAGCCCAGGUAUCUUAGUGGGUACCCAAGAGGUUCUUGGCAUCGGUCGGACCUGUAUGAGAAAAAGGUAUGCGUUUAUCAUGGAGUCCGCCCUCCUCAGAUCAACGGAGGAACCGUCAGCUAGUCGGAUCCACCGUGUGGAUCAGAUGUUUUACCACUAG